This is a messenger RNA of Dendrobium catenatum, 1915 nucleotides long. RefSeq names its product receptor-like cytoplasmic kinase 176. Gene Ontology annotation, biological process: protein phosphorylation. The transcript is spliced from 6 exons. Lineage: Eukaryota; Viridiplantae; Streptophyta; Magnoliopsida; Asparagales; Orchidaceae. The record is from RefSeq and is a predicted model, not a curated record. The coding region runs from base 470 to 1750 and encodes 426 amino acids. Gene Ontology annotation, molecular function: protein kinase activity; ATP binding.
GACGCUCUAAUUGUUUAUCUACUUUCUCUUUUGCUCCGAAGUCUCUCAGGAGGUUCCGAAAAGUGGAAAGCCGCCCAACCAUGGCUUCUACUUCCAAUUCACUAUUUUCCACUGUUAGUUGAUUUAUUUUCGUUUUCUAAUUAAAUCGAAAACGCAGCGAGAAAAUAAGCGGCGCAAUCUCGGUGAAAUUGGCCGCGCGAGUCGGUUCUUGGCGUUUUUAAAUGAGUCGCUGAGCUUGGAGUAGGAAAGCUCAGCUGGAUUCCUCGGUGGAUUCUGUGGUUCUAGCGGAUCUGGUUACUUUGCUGCUUUCUCACGGCUGUCACUGGUUUCCUGCGCGAUUGUUUUGAAAAGCCCCAACUUUUUUCCCAAAAAAAAGCCCCCAAUCUUUUGUUUUUCUUCGAUUUUUUUUCCUUUAGUGGGGUAAAGGGGUCGGGAAAAGAAAGAAAGGUGGAAUUUUGAAGACUUUGUGAUGGGAAACUGCUGGAGCACGAGGUUCAAGGGCGUCGCUCCAUCGUACAGCGCUUCUACGUUGGCCGCGAGCACAGGUGCUAACUCAAAGAUUAGCAGUAAGAGUGGAAAUGGAUUAAGCAGCAGCAGCAGCAGCAACAGCAACAGCAGUUAUGCUUCCUCAUCUUCUGUGCCUAUUACCCCACGUAGUGAGGGAGAAAUUCUACAGUCUACAAAUGUGAAAAGCUUUUCGUUCAGUGAACUCAAAAGCGCCACCAGAAACUUUCGCCCUGAUAGUGUGUUAGGAGAAGGAGGUUUUGGUUCUGUUUUUAAGGGCUGGAUCAAUGAGAAAACGCUCGAGGCAACAAAACCAGGUGCUGGGAUAGUUAUUGCUGUAAAGAGGCUCAACCAGGAUGGUUUUCAGGGGCAUAGGGAAUGGUUGGCCGAAGUCAAUUAUCUUGGACAGCUACAUCACCCCAAUCUUGUAAAGCUGAUUGGAUACUGCUUAGAGGAUGAGCAUCGGCUUCUGGUUUAUGAAUUCAUGCCUCGAGGGAGCCUUGAAAACCAUCUCUUCAGGAGAGGUUCAUAUUUUCAACCACUUUCCUGGAAUCUGAGAAUGAAAGUCGCACUUGGGGCAGCAAGAGGAUUGGCUUUUCUCCACAGUGCUGAAACUAAAGUCAUUUAUCGUGAUUUUAAGACUUCCAAUGUGCUUCUGGAUUCAAACUACAGUGCUAAGCUUUCUGACUUUGGAUUGGCAAAAGAUGGACCUACAGGUGAUAAGAGUCAUGUUUCCACUAGGGUAAUGGGAACAUAUGGAUAUGCUGCUCCUGAAUAUCUUGCAACAGGUCAUCUCACCACGAAGAGCGAUGUGUACAGCUUCGGUGUCGUCCUCCUUGAGAUGUUAUCAGGCAGGCGUGCCAUUGACAAGAACAGGCCUACCGGAGAGCACAAUCUGGUGGAAUGGGCAAGACCCUACCUCACAAAUAAACGAAAGAUCUUCCGAGUCUUGGACAGCAGGCUUGAAGGACAGUAUUCAAUUGAAGGAGCUCAGAAAGCAGCCUCUCUUGCCUUCCAGUGCUUGUUAACUGAAGGGAGGUUAAGGCCGAGCAUGGAGGAGGUGGUUUCUGUUCUCGAGCAGCUUCUGGAGAUUAAGAAUGGAGGGAAGAAAAACCAAGUGGAGCAGAAGAUCCAUGCUCAGAGCUUCGGAAGUGGAUCGCAAAGACCCAGAAUGAGAAGCUUGGAAGAUAGUGCGAGUGCGAAGGUCGCUUAUCCUAGGCCUCUGGCUUCUACUCUGUUCGAGUAGGAGAUUUGGAUGUACUUGUUAGAAGGAAGUUUGAACUGGAAAUCUCCAAUGCUUUUGCUGCCCGUAUUGUAUUGAGAGUAUGUAUAGGUAGUGUCAAUUUGCAUCAUUUUGACCGUUUGGUAACUUAAAAUUCAAAUCUUUUCAAGCUUGGGAUGGAAUUUUUAA